This is a messenger RNA of Syngnathoides biaculeatus (alligator pipefish), 2203 nucleotides long. It is a transcript of the gene chrm4a, whose product is annotated as cholinergic receptor, muscarinic 4a. The record is from RefSeq and is a predicted model, not a curated record. The transcript has 8 exons. Bases 284 to 1714 code for a protein of 476 amino acids. Gene Ontology annotation, cellular component: synapse; plasma membrane; dendrite. Gene Ontology annotation, biological process: chemical synaptic transmission; adenylate cyclase-inhibiting G protein-coupled acetylcholine receptor signaling pathway; G protein-coupled receptor signaling pathway, coupled to cyclic nucleotide second messenger. Gene Ontology annotation, molecular function: G protein-coupled acetylcholine receptor activity; G protein-coupled serotonin receptor activity. Lineage: Eukaryota; Metazoa; Chordata; Actinopteri; Syngnathiformes; Syngnathidae.
AGGUCAGAUCGUGGGGGCAGUCGCUUUAUUGGGGAAGCCCAGUUUACCAGUUUUUUUGGUCAUGGCCCAGAGCGCAUGACCAUAAGGUGAAGAUCAAACAGGUCAUGUUUCUAGCACAUUCAUUGGACACGCUCACACCAUCUUAGAACUUAAAGGAUCCUCAGUCAACAAGUCCAGUGACCUGUUGGCCAACGCAACGUGCAACGUGUCCACCAAUGAUUCGACAUUCUGCUCGCCGGCGGCCGACGGCACGGGAGCCGCGAGUCCGUACAAGGCGGUGGAGAUGUUUUUUAUCGCCCUGGUCACUGGGUCGCUGAGCCUUGUGACUGUCACGGGGAACAUUUUAGUCAUGCUGUCCAUCAAAGUCAACCGCCACUUGCAAACUGUCAAUAACUAUUUCUUGUUCUCAUUGGCAUGCGCUGACCUGAUCAUUGGUGUGUUCAGCAUGAAUUUAUACACUGUUUAUAUCAUCGUUGGAUACUGGCCUCUUGGGCCCGUGGUCUGUGACCUGUGGCUUGCUUUGGAUUACGUAGUGUCCAAUGCAUCAGUGAUGAACCUGUUGAUUAUUAGUUUUGAUCGUUACUUCUGUGUGACCAAGCCCCUCACGUACCCUGCGAGAAGGACCACAAAGAUGGCGGGGUUGAUGAUUGCGGCAGCCUGGAUCUUAUCCUUCAUCCUUUGGGCCCCCGCCAUCUUGUUCUGGCAGUUCAUCGUCGGGCAGAGGACGGUGCCACCUGGAGAAUGUUACAUUCAGUUCCUGUCGAACCCUGCGGUGACGUUUGGCACCGCAAUAGCGGCGUUCUAUCUCCCAGUUAUAAUUAUGACCGUGCUCUACAUCCACAUCUCACUGGCAUCAAGGAGCAGGGUUUCCAAACAUAAACCCGACAAGAAAGAGAAGAAAGUCUCAAAAGCACCCAGCAUGACGAAGAGUAACAUGCUAAAACAGAACAACAACAAUGAAAGCAGUCCUCGGAAGAGUCCUCACAUGAGUCCCAAGCUCAGUCUGGACUCGACAACCACUGUUGAUGAGGCUGUGAAGAACGGCAGGGCGGGGGCAGCCAAAUCGGGCGGACCACACACGCCGGCUCAACCCAGUCCUGGGCUCACAGCGCAGGAGGAAAAAGAGAGCUCCAAUGAUUCGUCCACAGCUUUCAUUCCCCCAACAGAACCAAAAGCGAGCAAUGAUGUGAUAUGUGAGGCUCCAACUAAUUCUAACCCAGUUCCAGCAAGUUUGGCAAAUCCUUCCAUGUCCAAAAUCACAUCCAACUCAAGGUGGUCUAAGAUAAAGAUCGUGACCAAGCAGGCCGGGGACGAAUGCAUCACAGCAAUCGAGAUUGUCCCGCCCGUGGACGGAACCGAGAGGCAUUCCAUCCCGAUCAGCCGCCCCAGGACGGUGGCAAGGAAGUUCGCAAGCAUCGCUCGGAGCCAAGUCAAGCGGAAAAGACAGAUGGCCGCCAGGGAAAAGAAAGUGACCAAGACGAUUUUUGCCAUCCUGCUGGCUUUCAUCAUUACUUGGACCCCUUAUAACGUCAUGGUGCUGAUCUCCACCUUCUGCCAGUCGUGCGUUCCCGACACCGUGUGGGCUAUCGGCUACUGGCUGUGCUACGUCAACUCCACCAUCAACCCGGCUUGUUACGCCCUUUGCAACGCCACUUUCAAAAAGACUUUUAAAAACCUGCUGCUCUGCCAAUACAAGAACAUUGGCACAAGAUAAGUUGAGUCGAGGGUUGAGUCUACAGGGAAAGAAGAGGGCGAGAAGGUUGGCACGAUUUGAAAGAUGACCCGUACCGACUUUUACAGUAGAGAAGCAGACACGAUUUAUGUUGCAGAUGAAGGAAAAUUGAGCCCGUAAAUCCUCCAGCUCCCCCCACAAGUUGAACAAAAUCUCCAGGAGAAAAAUGAUUUCAUCAAAUUUGCCGUGAGGGGAGCGGGAACAACAAUAAUUAAAUACCGGCGAACCUAUGGGGGUUAGAUUAGAAUGAGAGUACUAAUGAAUGAGUGUAAAAUAAAGACCAGAAUGACGUGAUUGGAGAGUGGGAGGAAUGUUUUGUGAACAGAGGUUGGAUUCAUGAAUGAAUAAUAAGCGUGCAGUGUGAAUGUGUGCUUUGUGUACAGUGGAUGUAUGAAUCGAAUAUAGUACAAGAAAGAGGACUAAUGAUGAUGAUGGCGCGAAAAUCACAUUAGUUGACCAAAGAUAUUUGGA